Molecule: messenger RNA, 3360 nt
Organism: Aspergillus tanneri
Lineage: Eukaryota; Fungi; Ascomycota; Eurotiomycetes; Eurotiales; Aspergillaceae
Product: dDENN domain protein
Exons: 4
Coding region: 1-3360 (1119 amino acids)
Biological process (GO): regulation of Rab protein signal transduction
Cellular component (GO): cytoplasmic vesicle
Source: RefSeq, a predicted model, not a curated record
AUGCCAUACUCCUCUUCCACCCCCGAGGUGUCCACCACCCCGCUCGCCGAUUACUUCUGGAUUGCCGGUGUAGAUGGGUCAGAGAUCCUGGAAACCUUCCAAAAGCUAGGGGAUGAGUACCGAGCCAACAGUGCCACCUCGCCCGGUCCCGCCGUCUCGGAGACCAUCGAAGAAGAUGCGGACGCGGAGGAGGCCCACGAUCCCCGUCUAGAUGUACUCUCCCGACCCGGCUCGAUGAUCGCCGGACGCAAUUCCUUGCAGCGGUUCUCCAUGCGCUCGGAAAUUCCCGGUGCAAACGAGAAUGGCUCCAACAGCAACCGCAGCAGCUUGACUAUCAAGGGUGCACAGUCCCCUCGAGGCUCGUCAUUCCUGGAAGACUUUGACUUUGACAAGGCGCUGCUGAAAUUCGCGUCAGAGAGGGAUUCCUUCCUGUCUGACUUGAGCCUCAGUGCGGGGGCAAUUACGACCCAGUCUCGUCCCCGAUCCCGACUACGCACGCAAAAGAUUGUUUCCGAAGAGACUCCUUCCCAGCCGGCCAGCCUGCUUCGAUCCGGCAUCGGGAGUGUACGACGCCAUAUGGCCUUUAGGGAUAUGAAUAGUAUGAAGCGGCAGCCGUCAGUUGCUCGUCAAGCAUCCAUUCGAACUUCGCGACGACUCAGCAACUACAAUUCGGUGAUCCCAGCGCCGCAGCCGUUGGAGAUCUCACCUACCAUGCACCCUCUAAAACGCAGAUUUGAACCCGUCCUUCUUGAUCGGUACCCCACGAAGACUAUGUCCGACGAGCUGAAGCAGCGAGGCAACUUCCCCGACUAUGUACCGAUGUUCGCUUUCCCCAACGAUAUCAACAUUGUCUCAUCGGACCAGAGACCGCGGUCAACGUGGCACGGUUUUGCCAUGACAACGGACAAUGGCUCGCGGUUACACGCCAUCUGCGUUAUCAUCUGGAUUCCAUUAAACCAGCAAGCCGCCGAGGAGUUGGAAAAGCGCUGUGAAGAAUGGCGGAAAGAUAACAUGACUGAUGAGGAACGUGAGCUGGCGGCGAGUCUUGGAGAAAGACUGGCUUCUGAACGUGCUAAGCUUUCCAGGCUCCUGGCUCAGCUUCCCACAGUUCCAUCCGGCUCGGAUUCGAGAGAACAGUUGGAGGAUGAAAUCAGCGCAGUUGAAGAGAAGAUCGGGCUGAUGACCGAUCUCUUACGCCCAGUACGCCAUGGUGCGGCCUCAAAGAUUGAAGGGCUGACGGACGGUGACACGGGAUUUUGGAUUCCCCGCGCCUAUGGCAUUCUUGGGCGAGAGGCAAAUAUGACAAGCUUCUGGAAAGAAUGGCUGAAGGCUGUUAUUGUACCGAUGACCGACGGCAACAUUCAGCGGGUUCCUCCAAGUUCUCCGCGCAUGGGCAUUUGGCAGCCAUUAGAGCGAUACGUGAUGAACCUCUGCACCGAGGCGUUCAGCCCCAAUACCUCCAAAACCCAGGUGGAGCUGGCGGUUCGCGAGCUACGUCUCUUUGCACGGAACGAAGCUUCCAACGAGCUACCAGGGUCCCGAAAUACGGACAUCUAUGCGUUGUUCCGGACCCUAUCGUUGUCGAAUAUUAUCAUACUCUUGGAGUACGCUCUCACUGAAUCGCGUAUUAUCUUUCUCUCGUCCCAUACGUCGAUGCUCUAUCUGGCAACAAAGGCUCUGGUGGACCUGCUGUUUCCCAUCCCAUGGUCUGGCGUGUUGAUUCCCGUCCUUCCUGCACGGUUGAUCCAGGCAAUUGAAGCCCCGUGUCCAUACAUUGUCGGCAUCGAGCGCCGAUAUGAGAAGGUCGAGCUUCCCUCCGAUGACUUCGUCCUGGUGGAUCUUGAUUCCGAUAUCAUUGAAAGCACCGUCCGACCAACCCCACUACCCCGCCAUCAGCGCCGGAAGCUUCUGUCACUACUUCAGUUGGCAGCUCCGCAUCACGGUCGAUUCGGAGUCCCAACUGGACCGCCAGCAUAUGCGAUUGAGACGUUCCCAUUCGAUUCUUUUAUGUCGGAGAAUUCCUCAAUCUUUAACUCUCGGGCCCAGUCCACACAGUUGGCGAAAUAUGUCAGUCUCAACUCCAGUGCAUUUGGCCAGAGUUCAGUGUCCCCGAGCUCGUAUCAGCCGCUCAUCUUCAACGCUUAUCUGCAUGCUCGGUAUGAGCAGGUUUCAUCCCGAGGUUACUCGUCAAAGGGAGCCGACCGACCAGGAACUGGCUCAACGUUCAAGGCCGGGUCGCCACCCUCACCGCGCGACAGCUCCCCCACAUCUGGUCACUUCCCACCUCCCCCUCCGACGCCGAGCUCUCGAAAUGAUUCCGGAUUGGCUUUACAGGCCUCUCUACGUGAGAAACGCUCAGGUCACUUCGAUGCAGCAUCCCGGAGAAGCUCGUCUUUUGGUAUGGACAUACGCCCGGGCGGCCCGAGGCGGCCAAGUGCUCCUUUCCUGGGCCAUGCGCCAAACCUCUCCGUAACAACUCUAAACACCGACUACAACUCCGGUUCUACGUACGCACCGUCUGUCUAUGCUCAAUCUACAGUCGCAGCGUCGACAAUUAUGCCCCAGGCGCCCAUCCAGCCAAUUCACAGUUCCGAAGGGACCUGCUGGGUCGAGGGCCACUGCUUGCGGGUGCAGCCGGUCGAUGAUAAGGCGGUUUGCGCUAUCUGUGAUGAGCGGGCUGAGGAGGGUAUGUACAGGUGCACUGCCUGUAAGACUCUAGUGCACAGCCGGUGUGCUCUCCAGGUCUGCUUGGUGUGUCCUGCUGCUUUCCAUCCGGAACAGGUUCGAGCCGCAUUCGUUCGAUGUUUUGCUAGUUUGUUCUAUACCUACAAGAAGUAUCUUCAGCCAGCUUCCGGUGACAAGAAAAAGGCCGGUCUGACCUACAACUUCAACAUGGAGGCGUUUUUGAAGAGCCUGCCAGGUGAACAUGCGGAAUACAUUGCCGUUCUACAGCAAACCCAAGGCUUCAAUGAGUUCAUUAGUGAGCGAGAGAGAGUUAAUCCCAAAGCUAAAGACCCGCGGAUGGCGCUAUUUGAUGAAAUUGUUCUGUCCAAACGGAAUCGGGGGCGAUCGUCGAUCUUCUCGAGCCGGAGUAUGACGGACUUCUUGUCAGACACGUCGAACCAUCUCUGGAGAACCGCCAGCGCCACUACGUUUGGAAUAGGCAGCCGGGGUGGUCAGCAGAACCUCUCUGGCGAUUACACCCGCGUGGUCACAAGAGCACCCGCCAAGCUGGAUACCAGUCUGAUGAGAGAGCCCCGCAUGAUCCAUGGAGCACCUCGUGUGUCGAAGACAGCAAACAACGCCCGUAGGAAACCACUCCCGAAGCUUAUGAACGGGCUGGCCAUUUCCCCGCCGUAA